AUGGGCGACUGGAGUUUCCUGGGAAACAUCUUGGAGGAGGUGAACGAGCACUCCACCGUCAUUGGCAGAGUUUGGCUCACGGUGCUUUUCAUCUUCCGCAUCCUCAUCCUUGGCACCGCAGCUGAGUUUGUGUGGGGUGAUGAGCAGUCUGAUUUCGUAUGCAACACCCAGCAGCCAGGUUGCGAGAAUGUCUGCUAUGAUGAGGCCUUUCCCAUCUCUCACAUCCGCCUCUGGGUCCUGCAGAUCAUCUUCGUCUCCACUCCGUCGCUGAUGUACGUGGGGCACGCGGUACAUCACGUCCGCAUGGAGGAAAAGCGAAAGGACCGUGAAGCUGAGGAACUGUGUCAGCAGUCCCGCAGCAACGGGGGUGAGAGGGUACCAAUCGCCCCGGACCAGGCCAGCAUCAGGAAGAGCAGCAGCAGUAGCAAAGGCACCAAGAAGUUCCGGCUGGAGGGCACGCUGCUAAGGACCUACGUCUGCCACAUCAUCUUCAAGACCCUCUUCGAGGUGGGCUUCAUCGUGGGCCACUACUUCCUGUAUGGCUUCCGCAUCCUGCCCCUCUAUCGCUGCAGCCGAUGGCCCUGCCCCAAUGUGGUGGACUGCUUUGUGUCCCGGCCUACGGAGAAAACCAUCUUCAUCCUGUUCAUGCUGUCGGUCGCUUUUGUGUCUCUCUUUCUCAACAUCAUGGAGAUGAGCCACCUGGGCAUGAAGGGAAUCCGGUCUGCCUUCAAGAGGCCUGUAGAGCAACCACUGGGGGAGAUCCCUGAGAAGUCACUCCAUUCCAUUGCGGUUUCCUCCAUCCAGAAAGCCAAGGGCUACCAGCUCCUAGAAGAAGAGAAGAUCGUAUCCCACUACUUCCCUUUGACUGAAGUUGGAAUGGUGGAGACGAGCCCACUUUCAGCCAAGCCGUUCAGUCAGCUUGAGGAGAAGAUCGGCACAGGACCCCUGGCAGAUAUGUCCCGGGGUUACCAAGAAACCCUGCCUUCUUAUGCUCAGGUGGGGGCCCAGGAAGUGGAGGGGGAAGAGCAGCCUGCAGAGGAGGCUGUGGAACCCGAGGUGGGAGAGAAGAAGCAGGAAGCCGAGAAGAUGACCCCAGAAGGGCAGGAGACGGUUGCAGUGCCUGAUGGGGAGAAAGCAGAGACCCCUGGAGUCGGGAAGGACGGCAGCGGCGAGAAGGAAGAGCUGCAAGCCGAAAAGGUAGCCAAGCAAGGGCUGCCGGCCGAGAAGGCGCCUUCCCUCUGUCCAGAGCUGACAACCGAUGACAGCCGGCCCCUGAGCAGGCUGAGCAAAGCCAGCAGCAGGGCCAGGUCGGAUGAUCUCACCAUAUGA
Molecule: messenger RNA, 1329 nt
Organism: Onychomys torridus (southern grasshopper mouse)
Lineage: Eukaryota; Metazoa; Chordata; Mammalia; Rodentia; Cricetidae
Gene: Gja8
Product: gap junction protein alpha 8
Exons: 1
Coding region: 1-1329 (442 amino acids)
Biological process (GO): cell communication
Cellular component (GO): connexin complex
Source: RefSeq, a predicted model, not a curated record